Molecule: messenger RNA, 815 nt
Organism: Dunckerocampus dactyliophorus (ringed pipefish)
Lineage: Eukaryota; Metazoa; Chordata; Actinopteri; Syngnathiformes; Syngnathidae
Gene: guca1ab.2
Product: guanylyl cyclase-activating protein 1
Exons: 4
Coding region: 1-570 (189 amino acids)
Biological process (GO): positive regulation of guanylate cyclase activity; visual perception
Cellular component (GO): photoreceptor inner segment; cone photoreceptor outer segment
Molecular function (GO): calcium sensitive guanylate cyclase activator activity; calcium ion binding
Source: RefSeq, a predicted model, not a curated record
AUGGGAAACAACGGCUCCACUUUGGAGGAUCUAACCACUUGCGAGAGCCACCAGUGGUACAGGAAAUUCAUGACCGAGUGCCCAUCUGGACUUCUUUCUUUUUAUGAGUUCAAGAAGUUUUUUGGGCUGAGGAACCUGUCGGAGACGUCAAACGCCUACGUGGAGUCUAUGUUUACGACCUUCGAUCUGAAUGACGACGGUUUCAUUGACUUCAUGGAAUACGUCGCUGCUCUCAGCCUAGUUCUGAAGGGAGGGGUGCAUCAGAAACUUCGCUGGUACUUCAAACUGUACGAUCUAGAUGGCAGCGGCUGCAUUGACCGCGACGAGCUACUUCUCAUCAUUAAGUCUAUUCAUGCAAUCAAUGGGGUCCCCGACGACACUAAAGCGCAGGAGUUUGCAGACAUAGUGUUUGACAAGAUUGACAUCAAUGGCGAUGGUGAACUGUCCUAUGAAGAGUUCAUGGGCGGGGUUCAAGAGGACGAGGCGCUACUGAAGACUCUCACACAGAGCUUGGACCUGUCACACAUUGUUCAGAAAAUCCAAGGGGAGCUGAACAGCUGUGGAAAGUAACGGGAAUCACAAAAGAUGGCAGCAGGACCAAUCUCUUGGCGGACUUCACAUCAACCCUGACUGAGCGUUUUCAUCAGUUUUGCUGAUGACACAGACUCACACCCUGCUGUGCUGCCCUGUCACAUGACAAGAAAUGCUCUAUGGAAGCUUCACUUGUUGCCACUGAAAGACUGAACAGCUGGACAUGUGCAUUCAGAAGUUUAGAGAAGGUCAAAUGAAGUUCACCUGUAAAAGGUUACAGUUCA